Molecule: messenger RNA, 804 nt
Organism: Pundamilia nyererei
Lineage: Eukaryota; Metazoa; Chordata; Actinopteri; Cichliformes; Cichlidae
Product: granzyme A-like
Exons: 5
Coding region: 1-777 (258 amino acids)
Biological process (GO): proteolysis
Molecular function (GO): serine-type endopeptidase activity
Source: RefSeq, a predicted model, not a curated record
AUGUUCUGCCUGAAGAAUUUCAGUCUUUUAAUCUCAUGUUUGAUUUUCUUCAUCAUCCAGUCAAGUCAUGGUUAUGAGAUUAUUGGAGGGAAGGAAGUCAGGCCACACUCCCUGAGUUUCAUGGCUUACUUGAAAAGUAAAAAGUCUUUCUGUGGGGGGAUAUUAAUCCAUCCACAAUGGGUCCUGACUGCUGCCCACUGCACUAAUAUUAGUGAGGUGAUCCUGGGAGCACACUCCAUCAAGAAAGAGGAAAAAGAUUCGAAACAAUUCCGAGAGGUUAAGAAACAAUUUCCUCAUCCUGACUUUUGUAAUAUAUUAAAGGGCAAUGACCUCAUGUUGCUCAAGCUUAACAAUCCAGUGAUGGAAACCAAAACAGUGACAUUUCUCAAGCUGGGCAAAACUCUCAAAGACCCUGUAGCUGGCAGCAACUGUCUGGUGGCUGGAUGGGGAAAAACUGAAAAGAAGAAUAGGUCGGAUGUCUUGUUGUCUGUCAAUGUGACUGUGAUUGACAGAAAGAAGUGCAACUCUCGUGGUUAUUACAACCGCAACCCUGUUAUUACUAGUGACAUGAUAUGUGCUGGUUCAAAUGGAAACGCUAAGGCUAGUACAUGUAAUGGGGAUUCAGGAGGGCCACUGCUGUGCAAUAAAGAGCUGGUUGGAGUCACUUCUUUUGGACCUGUAGUGUGUGGCGAGAUAAAUGAACCUGCAGUCUUCUCAUUUCUCUCCAAAAAACAACUCAAGUGGAUCAAAAAAACAACGAAGUCAUCUGAAUUUUAAGGAAUCCACAGGAAUCAGUCCACAUAA